CUCUCUCUCAACGGCUCCCUGACCGUUAUUUAUGUGGCGAUGAACUAUUCUGCGAUUGGACGACACCCGCUGAUGUUAUCACCGAUGUCAGAUGUGAUUGGUCGAUGGAACUGCGCAAACUCAAGCCUACAGUAUCCGAAGUAAUUUGACGAGAAAAGUCCUCCUUACCUGCCCGCCAUCAGAGCAGUAGCGGCGCGCGCAGCUACCCCCGCAGCCAAUGAGCGCCCAUCGAGCCAACCUCGACCAAUCAUCAUUCUCUCAGGUUACAUAAAGUGAGCUCAAUCGACGUGCAAACCUUCAGUUCUCUCGUGGUCUUUGCUCGGAAUACGUUUAACGUCCUCGAAGCUAAUGCGACUAACUUGGUGCUGCUGUUAACUGCACAACGUGAUCCUUGUUCGCUAAUCCUCGCAUCCGAGUAUCUUCAUGUGGAUAUACACCAAGAUGAUAGCAGAGUGAUUUGCAGACAUAAGGGAUCUCACAGUAGUAUCAGGGAUCACUCGACAGUAUCAGGUGUCCAAGAGGAUGAGGGCGAGUGUUGUGCUUCUGACCUGCCUCAUGGUCGACGCCGCCGCCAAUACCUCCUCGGAUGCGGUGGACUUGCUGUCGGUGGCAGGUGGUGCAGUGGGCGCGGUGCUGGAGGCUGCCUCUCAACCCACCUGCUCUCUCAUCCUCCUCUCAGAUGGCACCGCCUCACCAUCCACCAUCUUCAAGGUGCUGAGUACGUGGCGGGGGUGUCCCUUGGGCGCGGGGGUGCUGGAGGCGCGGGCGGACGGUCUGGACCCCAACAGGACGAGCACCUUCCUCUCCCAGCUGGUCCUCCAGGCCCGACGGGUAGGUCACUACUGCCGAGGCUGGCAGGUCACUAUUGCUGAGGCUGGCAGGUCACUACUGGCCGAGGCUGCUUCCCUGGAUGACCACCAGGUGCGACUGGGGUCAUGGUGUGUGUGGGUGGUGGUAGUCAGUCUUGACACCACCUUCCUCGCCGCCUUCGCUGAGAGGUCCCUCAAGGGGCGCCUCCUGGCGUGGGACACCAAGCUGCUGGUGGUGACUCGUCUCCCCCUGACACAGCUCCACGCCCUCCUCUCCUCCCACUGGACCUUCUCCAUGAUGGCCGCCAUCUUCCUCAACCUGGAGCCCACCUUCAACCACCUCAGGUUAGGCUUGUACAGCCACCUGCCGUACGGCCGUGAGGGGGCACAGGUGGUGCGGGUGGCCACCUGGGAGGCCAAGAACGGUCUCGUCCGCCACUCUCACUACCCACUUUUCCCUGAUAAGUUUUCCAACUUCAACGGGGCCAGGGUGAACGUGACAGCCCUGCCGUUCUUGCCGUUCUGGGGUGAGGGAGAGGUGGGUGGCGUGAAGGAGUACACUGGCUCCGACUACCAGCUGCUGGCGGCGGUGGCUGCCACUCUCAACUUCACCAUGAUGGUCUUGCCCAGUGACUCGUGGGUUCAGGUGGUGAGUCAAGUGGUAGAUAGGGUGUCGUUCAUGGCCUCCGUCUACCACAUCCUCCUUCCCCAGCGCCAGGAACAAUACGACUUCACCUUCACCUACGAGUACGCAUACUUCUCCUUCGCCAUGGCCAAGCCCUCGCUGCAGCCCCAGUGGCAGAGCGUCUACCUCCCUCUGGCGACGGAGGUGUGGGCGGCUGUAUUAGGCGUAGUGGUCCUUGUCCCACCCAUCCUCUUCUGGCUGAGGCGGGUCGGAGAGCACGCGGACGGUCGGGACGCAAGUGGUGUUGCGCAUGACGUGGGUCGGGAAGCAAGCGGUUUUGCGCACGAGGCGGCUCGGGACGCAAGUGGUGUUGAGCACGGGGCAGGUCGGGAUGCAAGCGGUGUUGCGCACGACGUGGUGGGCCUGCUGGUUGGUCAGAGCCUGCCACCACGACUGCCCAAGGCUACCUCAAGCCGCAUCCUGCUGGCCGUGUGGCUCGCGUUCUCUAUCAUUUUCGGAACGGCUUAUCGUGGCAACCUCACCGCCUUUCUCACUCUGCCCAAGUACCCGCCUCGAGCUGAGACGCUCCAGCAGCUUGUUGCUGCUGCAGACAGGGUAACCAUGCCGCCAUAUGGAGAGGAAUUCCAGAGGUUCUUCAAGCAGUCGGACUCUGUGGUGUUCAAGGCGCUGGCUGAGGUCAUGCACUUCAACCCCAGCGUCACACAGGGGCUGCAGGCUGCCACAAGGAAGAGACAGGCUUACAUGGGAGGCAGACGAUACCUGCAGCAGAAGGUGGCAGAGCUGUUCACUGAGGCUGACGGCAGCACCACGCUCUACCUGGGCCGAGAGUCCAUCUUCCCGGGGCCCUCCGGCUGGCCCAUACCCCACGACGCCCCCUACAAGCAACACCUCGACCGCUGCAUCAUGGCUGCUCUUGAGGCUGGACUGUAUGAUAAGUGGAGCGACGACAUGUUGGCCCAGGCGCGGCAGGAAAGCCGGCGGCGGGAGCACUUGGUCCAACAGCAGAAGCAGAAAGCAGCAGGGCAGGAACCAAGGUCUGACAGCAGCCUGAGGGCCCUCACCACCACACACCUGCAGGGAGCCUUCAUGCUGCUCCUGCUGGGGCUCGCCCUCGCUGGGCUCUGCUUCGUCCUGGAGGUCCUGACGCUGAUAGUCCACUGUGACAGGGGUUGAGGGUUGUUCUUUAGCAAAAUACUUGGAGCUCUCUAACAAAUGGAACACUAAUCUGGUAUCCUGAUCUUGUGACUCAGUAGGAAGAGCUGUGGGAUUCUGUUUUAUGUGAUCUGCGGUUCGAAGCUCGGAUGGCCCAAGUGAAUGAAAUAUUAUUAUCCACGAUAUGGUGGU
Molecule: messenger RNA, 2799 nt
Organism: Procambarus clarkii (red swamp crayfish)
Lineage: Eukaryota; Metazoa; Arthropoda; Malacostraca; Decapoda; Cambaridae
Source: RefSeq, a predicted model, not a curated record